AUGGCGAUCAAGCACAACCAACAGCUCCCCAAUAACCAUUUCCACAAGGACUGGCAAAGACGAGUCCGUGUGCACUUCGAUCAAGCCGGCCGCAAAUCUCGACGCCGAGCUGCUCGUCUUUCCAAGGCCGCUGCUGUCGCUCCUCGUCCCACCGACCGUCUCCGACCUAUCGUCCGAUGCCCUACUAUCAAGUACAACCGUCGCCAGCGCGCUGGUAGAGGUUUCACUUUGGCUGAGUUGAAGGAAGCCGGCAUCCCCCGCAAACUCGCACCCACAAUCGGUAUCUCAGUUGACCCCAGACGCCAAACCACCAGUCAAGAAGCCCUCUCUUUGAACGUCGACCGCCUAAAGGCCUACAAGGCACGCCUGAUCCUGUUCCCACGCAAGGCCGGUCAACACAAGAAACUCGACAGCAGCGCAGAGGAUGUCAAGAGCGCAUCAGACGCCAAGAAUGUCGUCUACGGCAAGCUCUCGGCUGUCCUCCCUAUCGACUCUGGCGUUGGCGUAAAGCACGGUAUUUCUGAGGUCAAGAAGAGCAACCUACCUAAGGAGAUUGAAGGUGGUGCAUACCGCAAGUUGAGAGAGGCUCGUUCCGAGGCCAGAUAUGUCGGUGCCCGCGAGAAGAGAGCCAAGGCCAAGGCUGAUGCUGAGGAGAGCAAGAAGAAGUAA
This is a messenger RNA of Exophiala bonariae, 669 nucleotides long. RefSeq lists its product as uncharacterized. Gene Ontology annotation, cellular component: cytosolic large ribosomal subunit; ribosome. Bases 1 to 669 code for a protein of 222 amino acids. The record is from RefSeq and is a predicted model, not a curated record. The transcript has 2 exons. Gene Ontology annotation, molecular function: structural constituent of ribosome; RNA binding. Gene Ontology annotation, biological process: translation. Lineage: Eukaryota; Fungi; Ascomycota; Eurotiomycetes; Chaetothyriales; Herpotrichiellaceae.